This is a messenger RNA of Drosophila willistoni, 606 nucleotides long. RefSeq lists its product as uncharacterized. The record is from RefSeq and is a predicted model, not a curated record. NCBI's taxonomy places the organism in Eukaryota, Metazoa, Arthropoda, Insecta, Diptera, Drosophilidae. The coding region runs from base 1 to 606 and encodes 201 amino acids. The transcript is spliced from 3 exons.
AUGGAGGAAAUGAAAACAUUCAUAAAGGCCAGAGGAAGAUGGAAGACAACCAUUACCCGCAUAUAUGGAUAUGCAGAGAAUCCUGCACAGGAUGCCGACGUCUUCACAAUUGACACCAAAUUGGAAACUUUGUCCAAUGCGUGGAACGAGUUUGUGAAGUCUGGCGACGAAUUGGCCAAAUACGACAAACUAGAGGCAUCGGAUACUGAAAUUGCCUACCUGUCACCGGCACAUUUCUUAAUUGGCAGAACAUAUACAGCAGUUCCUGAAGACAGCUAUUUGCAGAUUCCGACCAAUCGAUUGAGCUACUGGCAGCAUGUUCAAGCAAUGCUUCAAGGAUUUUGGAAGCGUUGGCAUCAAGAAUACUUGACAUCACUACAACAGCGCCCGAAAUGGACCACCAAGUUACCAAACAUUGCGAUCGGUAAUCUUGUACUGAUCAAGGACUCUAACGCGCCUCCAUCGGCAUGGCUCUUAGGACGGGGUCCAAAUAAGACGUCCACCAGUGAAGACAACAUUAAGCUUUGGCGUUACAUGGAGAACAACGAUGAAAGCGAUCUCGAAGGAUCAUCUGAGGCAGAUAAUUUUCAGGAUGACCGAAUGUAG